AUGGGUGAGGUUGAGAAAGAUAAGAAGAUCUUUGUUCAGAAGUGUGCCCAGUGCCACAUUGUGGAAAGGGGAGGCAAGCACAGGACUAAUGGUUUCCAUGGUUUGUAUGGGAGGAAGGCUGGUCAGGCCACUGGAUUCUCUUACACAGAUGCUAAUAAGAACAAAGGCAUCAUCUGGGGAGAGGACACACUGAUGGAAUAUUUGGAGAAUCACAAGAAGUACAUUUCUGGAAGAAGCAUGAUUUUCACUGGCAACAAGGAGAAAGGAGAAAGGGCAGGCCUAGUAGAUUACUUUAAAAAAGCUACCAAUGAGUAA
Messenger RNA from Jaculus jaculus (lesser Egyptian jerboa), 315 nucleotides. Its product is annotated as cytochrome c-like. NCBI's taxonomy places the organism in Eukaryota, Metazoa, Chordata, Mammalia, Rodentia, Dipodidae. Gene Ontology annotation, biological process: mitochondrial electron transport, ubiquinol to cytochrome c; mitochondrial electron transport, cytochrome c to oxygen. The transcript has a single exon. Bases 1 to 315 code for a protein of 104 amino acids. Gene Ontology annotation, molecular function: heme binding; electron transfer activity. Gene Ontology annotation, cellular component: mitochondrial intermembrane space. The record is from RefSeq and is a predicted model, not a curated record.